Molecule: messenger RNA, 2285 nt
Organism: Camellia sinensis
Lineage: Eukaryota; Viridiplantae; Streptophyta; Magnoliopsida; Ericales; Theaceae
Source: RefSeq, a predicted model, not a curated record
UGUUACCAUAUUUGUGUUUAAAUUCUGUAUUGACAUAAAAUGUCAUGCUUUGCGAUUUCGUGGUGAUUGCAGGAUUGAUGCACCUUCUAUCUAUCUUGGUAUAGGUUACGAGAAGAGCCUAUGAUGUUGAAGUUACUAUCAGGAUAGCUGAUAUUCAGAUGAACUUUUCAAAGUUUAGGAUUUUUAUAAGGAUCAUGAGUCUUGACAAGGAGGAGGGAUGCAGGAUAAUGCUAAACAACUGUUAUUUUUAACACUGUAGCGAGAAAGAGGUUCCUUUGUUUUCAGUCCUAAUGGGGACAGAACACACAAAGACGGGGGUUAAAAAUGGUGAUGGGGAGAAGCUCUCAGUUCCACCUGGUUUUGCGUCACUUACAUCUUUUGUGCUGAAGAGGGUAGAAAAUAGUGAAGAAACUUGUAGCUCCAUGGCCUUGGGAAUGGAAUUUGAACCAGAACCAACACAGGUGGACAUUACUUGCAGCAUAAAUGACAUUACAAAGCUUAAGAGGUCUCUCAAGCGUAGACCGUGGUUACUUGAUGAUCAGUACACUCACAAACAUGAGGAAUCCGACUCUGAACAGCUUGAUAUGAAUAUUCCUUCGAAGACUUGCCUUCCUAAAGGGGUGACCCGCGGAUGUUCAAUUUGUAGUAAUUGCCAGAAGGUCACAGCAAGGUGGCGUCCAGAAGAGGCAUGCAUGACUGUAUUUGAAGAUGCUCCUGUUUUCCACCCAUCUGAAGAGGAAUUCAAAGACACACUUAAGUAUGUUGCAAGCAUACGGCCACAAGCAGGGUCCUACGGAAUUUGUCGCAUUGUUCCUCCUCCUUCAUGGCAACCACCGUGCCUUCUUAAGGAAAAGAACAUAUGGGAAUGUUCCAAGUUCACUACUUAUAGUCAACGGAUUAAUGAGUUACAACAUUUGUAUUCAGAGAGAAAACUUGAGGGAAAUCAUGAGAAGAUGAAGGGAAAAAGGAGAAGAACUUUGGGAAUGAGCUUGGAAUGUGGAUCGGAUGAAGUAUUUGUCUCAGACCCUGAUAAAACUGGGCAUUUUAAUGAAGGCUUUGAGUUCAAACCUGGUGAAGAGUUCACAUUAGAAACUUUUAAGAAAUAUGCAGAUGAUUUCAAAAGGCAGUAUUUUUGCAUGGAGGGCAGGGUUACAGAGUCAGAUGAUAAUUCCUCCGUGUUUGAAAACCACUGGGAGCCUUCAGUGGAAAAUAUUGAGGGUGAAUACAGACGGAUUGUUGAGAAUCCAACUGAAGAGAUAGAGGUGCUACUUGGUCUUAAUCUGGAAUCUAGAGUUCUUGGAAGUGGGUUUCCAGUGGUAUCAGAUUCAGCAGAGACAUUUGAGUAUCCUGAAUAUGAAGAAUCUGGUUGGAACUUGAAUAAUAUUUCUAAGUUGCCUGGUUCUCUUCUUGCUUUUGAGAGCAACAAGACUUCUAGCAUUUCGUUCCCUCGGCUCUUUGUAGGAAUGUGUUUUUCAUCUCUUCUUUGGAAAGUUGAAGAGCAUCACUUGUAUUCACUGUGUUACAUGCAUUUGGGUGCUCCAAAAGUAUGGUAUGGCAUACCAGGACGAUGUUACUUUAAGUUUGAGGCAGCUGUGAAAAAGUACUUUCCUGACGUGUUAGUAGAAAAUUCUGGAUUGCUUAAUAAAAUGGUCACGCAACUCUACCCCUCCAUAUUGAAGUCUGAGGGUAUACCUGUAUAUCGUUGUGUGCAGUAUCCUAGGGAGUUUGUCCUUGUACUCCCAGGAACUUAUCAAUCUGGAUUUGAUUGUGGCUUCAAUUGUACUGAAAAAGCUAAGUUUUCUCCCUUUGACUGGUUACCUCAUGGUCAGAAUGCUGUGGAACUUUAUGGUGAGCAGGGUAGGAAGACAUCAAUCUCUCAUGAUAAGCUGUUGCUUAGGGCAGCCAUGGAAGUUGUUAGGGCGCAAUGGGAAAUCUCAUUAAUGAGGAAGAACUCUGAAUAUUAUCUAAGAUGGAAAGCUUUAUGUGGAAAGGAUGGGAUCUUAUCAAAAGCACUUAAGUCACGUAUUAAGCAAGAAAGCUUGAGGAGGGAAUAUCUUUGCAAUUCAUCACAAUCACAAGAGAUGGAAAUGGACUUUGACUCUACUAGUAAACGGGAGUGCGUUAUAUGUCUCUAUGAUUUACACCUUUCUGCCACAAGUUGUCCGUGUUCCCCAGACCGAUAUUCUUGUCUAAAACAUUCAAAGCAGCUCUGCUCAGGCUCCGUGGAGUGCCCGAUAUUAUCCUCUCCCGACUUCAACAUCACCAGAGUUAAAUGUCUCCGGUAA